Molecule: messenger RNA, 1179 nt
Organism: Funneliformis geosporum
Lineage: Eukaryota; Fungi; Glomeromycota; Glomeromycetes; Glomerales; Glomeraceae
Source: the annotation of a GenBank genome assembly
AUGAGUGGUAACGGAACAAAUGGCGAUGCCGAAAUUCAAGUCCCAGAAUCUAAAAAAUCAGAAUUUAGCGGUUUUUUAAAAACCCUUUCCACUUUUACUGGUGACAUUUAUAGUCUAACGUGUCCUAGUUUUCUUUUAUCUGGCACCUCAACACUUGAAUACGGACAAUAUUGGGCAGACUAUCCGGAAUAUUUUGCCGCUAUCUCUGAACCAACCAAAGAAGUCGAAAGAGCUGUUGCCGUGUUAAAAUGGUUCAUAAGCACUUUAUAUGGUUCAUUUGCAUCAAGAAAAGAUAAAGAUAAAAUCGAAAAAAAGCCGUUCAAUCCUAUUCUCGGUGAACAAUUCUUGGCAAGAUGGGAAGAUAGAUAUGGAUGUGGUGAGACCAUAUUAUUUUCCGAACAAGUGAGUCAUCAUCCACCGAUCUCAGCGGUUUAUCUUGAAAAUAAAAAGGCGGGAGUUUCCGCUAAUGGACAUACCGGGCAGAAAAGUCAGUUCAGGGCAACUGCAGCUCGAAUUGAUGUCACACAAGUUGGCCAUGUAAUAGUUCAUAUGCGAGAUCAUCCAGAAAAAUAUUUGAUCACUUUGCCAUCUUUACAAAUUCUUGGAUUAUGGAAGGGAGCUCCUUAUGUAGAAUUGAGUGGGUAUAGCGUGAUUCAAUCCAAUAAUUUUAAUAUAGUCAUUGAAUUUAGCGGAAAGGGAUGGCUUUCAGGAGAAAAACAUACUUUUAAUGGAGUGGUACGAAAGAAUGGUUCAAAGGAACCUCUUUAUACCGCUUCUGGUAAUUGGUCAGGGAAAUCUACUUUAGAAAAUCAUUUAACUCAAGAAAAGACAAUUUUCUUAGAUAUAGAAGGUACUAAAAGGGCAAAUCCUAUUAUUGCAUCAGAAGAUGAUCAAAAUCCUUUGGAAAGUAGAAAAUUAUGGAAAAAUAUUGCACAAUCUAUUAACGAGGGGGAUUUUGCUAUGGCUUCCAAAUUAAAGAGUGAGAUUGAGCAGCGUCAACGAGAAAAAGUUAAACGUGGAGAUAACACUCCUCUUCAAUUCUUUAACUGGAUAGAUACUGAUCAAGUAUUUUUAAGUCUUAAUGAAUUAAUUAAUAGUAAAUAUCAAGUAGAAGAUAAAUAUAAGGAGAGAGGUAGCUGGGUAUAUAAUAAGUUGUUAUUUGAAAAUCAUAAUAAUUAG